AAAAGGCCAAGAAGCCUGACAAGGGCCAAGUCUCCAGGCAGAGAGGGAGUCAUUUCAUUGGCGCUUGAAUCAGCAAAGAAGUCAAGAUGGCCAAAGUUCCUGACCUCUUUGAAGACCUGAAGAACUGUUACAGUGAAAAUGAAGAAUACAGUUCUGAAAUUGACCAUCUUACUCUGAAUCAGAAAUCCUUCUAUGAUGCAAGCUAUGACCCACUUCAUGAGGACUGUACAGAUAAAUUCAUGUCUCCGAGUACUUCUGAAACCUCUAAGACACCCCAGCUUACCCUCAAGAAGAGUGUGGUGAUGGUGGCAGCCAAUGGGAAGAUUCUGAAGAAGAGACGGUUGAGUUUAAAUCAAUUCCUCACUGCUGAUGACCUGGAAGCCAUUGCCAACGAAGUAGAAGAAGAAAUCAUGAAGCCCAGAUCAGUAGCACCCAACUUCUAUAGCAGUGAAAAAUACAACUAUCAGAAGAUCAUCAAAUCCCAAUUCAUCCUGAAUGACAACCUCAGUCAAAGUGUAAUCCGAAAAGCAGGGGGAAAAUACCUCGCAGCCGCUGCAUUACAGAAUCUGGAUGAUGCAGUGAAAUUUGACAUGGGGGCUUAUACAUCGAAAGAAGAUUCUAAGCUUCCUGUGACUCUCAGAAUCUCAAAAACUCGACUGUUUGUGAGUGCCCAAAAUGAAGAUGAGCCUGUAUUGCUAAAGGAGAUGCCUGAGACACCCAAAACCAUCAGAGAUGAGACCAACCUUCUCUUCUUCUGGGAACGUCAUGGCAGUAAGAACUACUUCAAAUCAGUUGCCCACCCAAAGUUGUUCAUUGCCACACAGGAAGAAAAACUGGUGCACAUGGCAAGAGGGCUACCCUCUGUCACUGACUUUCAGAUACUGGAAACCCAGUCUUGACUCUGGAGUCUACUUCCUUGUGAAGUGUUUACAGUCCAUAUGUACUAUGUACAUGGAGGAGUCAAAUCUUUUACUCUUAGUCACCUGCUGAGCAUGUGCUGAGCCUUUGUAAUUCUAAAUGAAUGUUUACUCUCUUUGUAAGAGAGUGAGCAAACUCUAAUGGAACCAACAUCAACAUAUAAUGUUAUUUGUUAUUUAAAGAAUACCCUAUACUUGAAAUACAAAUCAAAACCACCAUGAGAUACCACCUGACACCUGUCAGAAUGGCUAACAUUAACAACUCAGGC
Messenger RNA from Prionailurus viverrinus (fishing cat), 1186 nucleotides. RefSeq names its product interleukin 1 alpha (gene IL1A). Bases 87 to 899 code for a protein of 270 amino acids. Gene Ontology annotation, biological process: positive regulation of immature T cell proliferation in thymus; positive regulation of gene expression; inflammatory response. NCBI's taxonomy places the organism in Eukaryota, Metazoa, Chordata, Mammalia, Carnivora, Felidae. The record is from RefSeq and is a predicted model, not a curated record. The transcript is spliced from 7 exons. Gene Ontology annotation, molecular function: interleukin-1 receptor binding; cytokine activity. Gene Ontology annotation, cellular component: extracellular region.